Molecule: messenger RNA, 222 nt
Organism: Echinostoma caproni
Lineage: Eukaryota; Metazoa; Platyhelminthes; Trematoda; Plagiorchiida; Echinostomatidae
Source: the annotation of a GenBank genome assembly
AUGAAAAACGAAUUAAUUUGUCUUGUGGAGCUGAUCACCUACGCUCCAAUUGCCGCUUCCGAAAUGCCAAGUGUCGUGCAUGCGGGAAAACUGGCCGCAUUCGGCGAGUGUGUAAACAGCCCCAUUGCAAUCUCGCACAGCCAUCGGUCGACGAGGGAACCAUCCCUGUGCUUUCCCUACGAACCCGAAGUCAAUGUGCCCAGUACCUAUACCAAGAUGUGA